This is a messenger RNA of Spirodela intermedia, 20313 nucleotides long. Lineage: Eukaryota; Viridiplantae; Streptophyta; Magnoliopsida; Alismatales; Araceae. The record is from the annotation of a GenBank genome assembly.
AUGGGUCGUCGAAUCGUCUCCGGCGGCUGUCACCCGGCGGAGCGGAAAAACGGCGACUUUGUAGCUCUCCGGCGGCUAUCACCUGACGGAGAGGAGCUGGAUGGAGGUGGGGCGUGUGUUAGGGAGCUUCAUCCUCAGGUCCGCGCAGCAAGAGGAGGCUCUUCAUCGCAUCUAAUAUGCUCUCAAGAGGUGACGACUCGUCUCCCGACGGAUCGUCCUCUUCCCGACGACGGCUUGUUCGUCGAUCAAUCGGAGAUGAUUUACUCGAUGGAUUCACGAUCCUUUUAUCGCGAAUCGUUCAAUAAUUUUAUUAGCAAUGCUCCGCGAAUCACGUUGACGAGAUUUUCGCCGAUGAUCCAGCGAUUCUCGUUGCUUAAUCCUUCAUCGGCGAUCUGCAGAAAAGUCGCAAUAAUCAGAUAAAAAUAUAUGAAUUUUGACUCUAGGAGGAUUCGAACCCGCGCCGGUUGUCCGCCCCUUCUGAGGAAGGUGUGACGCAGGUUUAAUUCCACAUCGGUUGUGCGCCGAUUUUUCGGGCGAAUAUAUAGUAAUGUUAGCUUUCUUAGCAAAGUUCCUUCUCUCGCAUGUACGACCACUCCUUGCCCCACAGUCGACUGGCCACCGGUGACGUGGAAGGGGAGUGGCACACACGUGCCCCUAUCGGUCCAAGCCGCUCGAGCUCCUGCUCAUAGCUACUCCCCGACUAAGCUUCCGACCCGCUUGCGGGCCCGGCUGGCCGGCGGGUCCCCCCAUUUUGCAAUAUUUUUAUUUCUAUUUCUUGUUCUUCAUUUAUCUCAAAAGUAAGAUUGUAAAAAUCAUAUAAAAUCACAUAAUUACCCAAAAAUUCACGUUAAUCAACUGAAAACCACUUUUCACACUUUAACACAAAUAUAAGUCUAUUUAUCAUGAGUUAAGGCUAACACUAUAUUAUUUACUAAUUAUUAACUCAUGAUAAAGAAGACUUAUCACCUACCCCUUCUUGGGCUAAAAUAUUUUUAGGUAAGAUAGAAAACCUUAGCCUUAAGGUCGAAGAUUGCAAUCAAAGGGUGUCAUCUAUAGAAUCUCAAAGAAUUUCAUCUAGUAGCUCACAUCCCACAACACCUACCUUAGAAAAUCAUAGAAAUCAGUCCUUAGAUGAUUCUAGAAAUACUAAUCAAAGGAAUCAAAAUCGAAAAUAUAUUAAUUAAAAGCAUAUAAAGAUUGAUGUCCCUAUGUAUGAAGGCUCCUCUGAACCUAGAGAUUAUCUAAAUUGGGAAGCUCAUCUAGAUAGUUAUUUCGGUUGGUAUGAGAUGACUGAAUCUAGAAAAAUCAGAUUUGCUGAAUUAAAGUUAUCAGGGCCUGCUAAAACCUAUUGGAAUAAUUUAGGUAGACUCCUUGAAAGUAGGUUCCAAGAACCCAUUAGCACUUGAGCAGAGAUGAAAGUAAAACUUAAACAAAAAUACAUCCCUCCCAAUUAUCAAUCCAAGUUAGUGGAUCAUCGGCAAAGACUUCAAAAAGGAAAUAGGACUGCCCUUGAGUAUGCCAUGGAAUUUGAUGAGCUAAUGAUGUUAUGUGGCCUUAGAGAGGAUUCUACUCUCACCCGCUCAAGGUUUAGGACAGAUCUUAGGAAUGAACUUAGACAAGAAAUCACUCUUAGGGAUGUGAAAACUCUAGAAGAAGCAUAUAGGGCAGCCAUUGACUUAGAUUCAUUUUUCAAAUCUAAUUCUAGACCUUUACCACCUCCACUAGGAAAUCCUCGGUUCACCCCUAGAAAUAAUUCUCCUAACUACGUAAAUCCUAGGAUUGAGGAUAAUCAAUCAGCCCUUAGAACCCCACCACCUAAGUCUAAUCCACUGGUGAAUAAUAAAGGAAAAGAAGUAGUUGAAAUAUUUAAACAAAAUCCUAACUGUGGAGUUUGCUUUAAGUGUAAAAAAUUUGGCCAUAUUGCUUCUAGUUGUCUUGGUAGAAGACUCCUCUUAGAAGAAACUGAAAACACCCAAGAGGAAGAAAACAAUGAAAAAAAAUAUGAGGAAGAAAAUUAUAUGAUAGAUCAUGAUAUAGAAGACCAAGAAGAAGUUAGGAAUUUUGUUCAAGUUCUGAGAAAAAUCCUUAUCCAACCUUCUCAUGAGGAUCCACAAAGAACUUCAAUUUUCUUUACAUAUGUCAAAGGUCCACAUUUUAACAAAGUCGUUAUAGAUAACAGUAGUAGUGUAAAUGCCAUUUCUCAAGAUGCCGUUAAAAGGUUGAACCUAGAAGUGCAAAGUCAUCCUACUAUUUAUGUUGUGUCUUGGGUAAAUUCCCCUUCUAUUAACUUUACUAAAAGAUGUCUACUUAAUCUCAAAAUUCUAUCCUAUGAAGAUUAAGUUUGGUUAGAUGUCUUACCUAUGGAUGUAGGAAGUAUACUCUUAGGUAGGCCUUUGAUAAGUCUUCAUUAUCAUAAGUUAAUAAUUAGUAAAUAAUAUAGUUUUAGCCUUAACUCAUGAUAAAUAGACUUAUAUUUAUGUUAAAGUGUGAAAAGUGGUUUUCAAUUAAUUAAUGUGAAUUUUUGGGUAAUUAUGUUAUUUUAUACAAUUUUUAUAGUCUUACUUUUGAGAUAAAUGAAGAAAAAUAAAUAAAAAUAAAAAUAUAAUAAAAUGGGGGGGGGCUGCUAGCCAGCCGGGCCUGCAAGCGGGUCAGAAGCAUAGUCAGGUAGGAGCCGCGAGUAGGGGCUCGAGCGGCUUGAACCCAUGGGGACACAUGUGCGCCACUCUCCUUUCACGUCACCGGUUGCCAGUCGGCUGUGGGGCAAGGAGUGGUCGUACACGUGCAAGAAAGGGACUUGAUCAAAAAUCUAAUAUUACUUUAUAUUCGACAGAAACUUCAGCGCACAACCGAUGUGGGACUAAACCCGUGUCACCUUCCCCAAAAAGGGUGGGCAACUAAGGCGGGUUUGAAUCCUCCUAGAGCCAAAACUCAUAUUUUUUUAUCUGAUUAUCGCGACUUUCCUGCAGAUCGCCGGUGAAGGAUUAAACAACUAGAAUCACUAGAUCAUCGACGCAAAAUCUCGUCAAUGCGAUUCGCGAAGCAUUGUUACUAAAAUUGAUGAACGAUUCACGAUAAAAGGAUCGCGAAUAUAUCAAGUAAAGCAUCUCUGAUUGAUCGACGAACAAGUCGUGGUCAGGAAGAGGACGAUCUGCCGGGAGACAAGUCGUCACCUCCUAAGAGCAUACUGGAUGUGAUGAAGAGCCUCCUCUUGCUACGUGGACCUGAGGAUGAAUGAUGGCGAGCGGGACCCAUCUCCAUCAGCUUAGGAGACACCGGCAGUUUGAGUUCAGCCUGAUCGACAUGCAGAGAUGAAGGAGCUUGGCUUUCGCUACAUGGCUUAGUCCUUUGGGACAACGACAUUCCACCUCCACGACGACGAUGAGCUCGAGCUCACCCUUAUCUUUCUUUGUAUUUUGACGUUGACUUGUUGGGCCUCGCGUUUGUGUGUUAGCGGGCCCAAUUCUAUGUGUGUGUGUUGUUGUUUGUGUCUCCCUUUCUUUAGGGUUUUAUUGGGUCUCUCUUUGAGGCCCAAUUAAAACCCUAAGGGGGUGGGACCUAUGUGUCUUUCCUUUUGGGCCUCUUUUGGGGCUUAUUUGGGUCUUCAACUGAGGCCCACUUAAGCACUGUAAGAGGACCCUCCUCUUUCUCCUUUUAGGGGAGCUUAUUGGGUCUCUCUUUAAGAGGCCCAAUAAGCCCCUUUUGUAGCCUUUUGUGGCUUAUGGGCUUGAGGGCCUCAAGUGGGCCCACCUCCCCUUAGCCCACUUGUGGGCCCCAUAUAAGGGGAGGUAGGACCCCCCCUCAAGGGAGCGCCGCAUUUUGUGAGAAAUUAUCGUCUUGUGAGAUACCCCCUUCGUGACCUAAGAUAGGGAGGGAAGGAGGGAGAGGAAGGUCGUCGAUACCCCCUUCGAGGACUUCGUUCCUCGUGACGCUGCUGCCCGAGAAGUCCCGCCGCCGCCUGAGACCACCGCUGCCGCCGGCCAUCUCAUUGCCGCCCGGGAGGUCGCCGCCGUCACCGGACGAAACGGUCGCGGUUGCCGCUGCAACCGCCGCCGCCUCUGCUGGAACCCCGUCACGCCGUCGUGACGAAAGGGGCUCGCUUCGCCUCCCUACGAGCCGUCGCCGAGCACUCCGCCGGAGUCUCUCGACUCCUGGUUCAACUGCCGCCUCUUCCUCCGGAACUCCACCAUAAACUCGCCGGGGCCGCCCUCCGCCGCUCCGCCCAGUCGCUGGCCGUUCGCCGACGAACGCCAACCUGCCACCGACGUCGGGAGAGACUCUGCUGCCGUGCCGACGAGCCAGAUCCAGUCCCAGCUCCUCACAGGCCCCGCCGGAGUUUCCCGACGAAUCCCCGCCGCCGUCACGCCGUUUUCAGCGCCGCUGACGCUCAGCCUUCCCGCCGAAGCGCCGCCGACGCUCGGCAUUCCCGCCGAAGCGCCGCUGACGCUCGGCAUUCCCGCCGAAGCGCCGCUGACGCUCGGCAUUCCCGCCGAAGCGCCGCUGACGCUCGGCAUUCCUGCCGAAGCGCCGCUGACGCUCGGCCUUCCCGCCGAAGCGCCGUCGACGCUCGGCAUUCCGGCCGAAGCGCCGCUGACGCUCGGCCUUCCCGCCGAAGCGCCGCUGACGCUCGGCAUUCCUGCCGAAGCGCCGCAGACGCCCGGCCUUCCCGCCGAAGCGCUGCCGCCGCGCUUCCCCCGCGCGCCCACCCGGCGCCACUGCCCGCGUGCCCUAGGGCACGCCGCGCGGCUGGCCGCGCGCACCCCCAAGCGUGCCCUUCGGCCCACCAGCGGGCCCACGCCCGCACCGACCGUGCCCCGCCUUUAGACGACGACUUCUGCGACGACUUCUGCGACUCUCGACCAGGACCAAACGUCGACGUUGAGCAUCGCUCUUCACCAGACAUCUCUGCCUUCGUCGAAUCACCGCUUUGUCACGACUCGCCAGGCUACGCAGCCCAAAGGUUAGCUCUGUACCCCUCCUUACGACGUUGUGCCAGAUUCGUCACCGUUCACGAGCUGCAGCCCUAGGCUACCUCACAACGACAGUUCUACUGUCUGUUCGGACGUGGAUCGAGAGGGCCUUACACUUACCAUCGUCUAGUGUUUCCCUGGGUUGUCCUGGCUUGAUCAGUAUAUUGGUACGCCUGCCUGUACUCAGGUUAUGUGGUUAGACCUAGAGUCUAGGGUCUCUACAUCCAAACCGGAUUGGUUCAACUACUUUAUCCCGGGUCUUGAGUUUCAUUGAUUAGAUAUUGGGGGUUCUCGCCCUGUCCUGCAUCAAUGAAGCUCUUUGACACGCGCCCCACCUCCAUCUAGCUCUUAUCCGUCGGGUGACAGUCGUUGAAGAGCCGCAAAGUUGCCAUUUUUUCGCUCCGCCGGGUGACAGCCGCCGAAGAUGAUUUGAUGACCCAUUUCAUUGAUCUCUAGACUUUGCAAAGAGAUCUAGAGAUUGCCCACGUCAUCUUCGUCUAAGGAGAGCCAUCGAGGCCAUAGACAUUGUACGACAAUCCUCCCGAAUGUUUAGGAUUCCAGUGCAUCGCCAACGCAUCACUACCGCGACGUUGGAACUUUGUUUUCCUACUUUUAACUUACUUUACACUUCAUUUAGUGAUAAUUUAUAUGAUUUUAAUUUACCACAAUAUACUUCUUUCAAUUACGAUUCUUCUAGCUUCCACAGAUCUUAAUUUAAUUAACUAAAUUAUCUUUAAUCGCUUACGUAAGAAUCGCCGGACGGAACUCUAUUUCUGCCUAAUUUGCGUUCGCCAGGCAUUGACGUCAUCUUGACGUACGCACCCUUAUUUUCCUUUUUGUGAAUUUUAAAUAUAUUUUCUUUUCAUUUAUUAGUAUAAAAUUUAUAGAAAAUAAUAUUCUUUGAGCAAAAUUCUGAAUAAUUACCAGAUAUUAUGUUACAUCCUUGUGAUCGACUUGGAAAAUUACUGCUAGUUUUGGAAGUUUAUUAAAUUAUAAUUGAUAUAUUUAUUCAAAAAUACUUCUAAAUAUUUGAAAAUUCAUAUUUUCUAGUUUUAUAAAUUUUAAAUUUGCGUGAUUUAGUAUAUAACGACUAAAUCACGUCAGCCUUGGUUGUACGACAGUGAUGUUACAAUUCAACGAAAGUCUAAUGUUGAUCUUUUAUUUUUAAAGUUAAAAAGAUAAUUGUACACCCCUAUGUUAAGAGUAAAUCGAGUCUGUUAACAACCCCUUCGGGUCCAACUAUAAAUCUUAUCUCUAGUUCCCAUAUCCACAAAUAAAUAAAAAACAUAGAAUGUCCUCUUAUUGUUUUAUUUUCUCUACAAGUCAACCUUAGCAUUGAUUCUGUAAAUUUAAAUCUUUCUAUCUUACAACUCAUCUCAAAAUUCCAAGAAGUAUUUCCUAAUGACUUACUCAAUUACUUACCUCUUAUUAGAGACAUUCAGCAUAACAUAGGUCUGCAACUCGGCUCUUCUUUACCCAAUCUACCCCACUAUCGAGUGAGUCUAGCUGGGCAUAAAGAACUUAGAAGACAAGUUUUGUAACUUAUCGAGAAAAGAUUUAUUCGAGAAAGUCUAAGUCUAUGUCCUGUCCCAACUCUUUUAGUGCCUAAGAAAGAUGGAACAUGACGCAUGUGUAUAGAUAGUUUUAUCACGUGACUUAGUCGUUGUAUAGUAAAUCACGUAAAUUUAAAAUUUAUAAAACUAUAAAAUACAAAUUUUUGGAUAUUUAGAAGUAUUUUUGAACAAAUAUAUCAAGUAUAAUUCAAUAAAACUUUCAAAAAUCUAGUAAUUAUUCAGAAUUUUCCUCAAAGAAUACUAUUUUCUAUGAAUUUUAUACUAAGAAAUGAAAAGGAAAUAUAUUUAAAAUUCACAGAAAAAGAAAAUAAGGGUGCGGACGUUAGGAUGAUGUUAGUGCCCGGCAAAUGUGAAUCGGGCAGAAAUAGAGUUCUGGCUGGUGAUUCUUACGUAAGUGAUUAUAGACGAUUUAAUUGAUCAAAUUAAGAUUUGUAAAAGCCAAAAAAAUUGUAAUAAAAUGAAGUAUAUUGUGGUAAAUUUAAAAUCAAUAAUUUAUCACUAAAUGAAAUAGAAAUUAAGUUGAAAGCAGGAAAACAGAGUUCUGGCAUCGACGAUGCGUCAGCGAUGCACCGGAAUCCUGAGUGUUCGGGAGGAUCAUCAUGUAGUGUCCACGGCCUCGAAGGCUCUCCUUGGACAAAGACGAUGUGGGCAAUCUCUAGAUCUCCUUGCAAAGUCUGGAGAUCAAUGAAAUGAGUCGUCGAAUCGUCUCCAGCGGUUGUCACCCGGUAGAGCGGAAAAACGUCGACUUUGUGGCUCUCCGGCGGCUGUCACCCGAUGGAGAGGAGCUAGAUGGAGGUGGGGCGCGUGUCAGGGAGCUUCAUCCUCAAGUCCGCGCAGCAAGAGGAGGCUCUUCAUCACAUCUGGUACGCUCUCAGGAGGUGGCGACUGGUCUCCUGGUGAAUCGUCCUCUUCCCGACGACGGCUUGUUCGUCGAUCAAUCGGGGAUGCUUUACUCGAUGGCCGGCCGGUCCCCCCCAUUUUGCUAUUUUUAUUUUAAUUUAUUUUCCUUCAUUUAUCUCAAAAGUAAGAUUGUAAAAAUCAUAUAAAAUCGAAUAAAAUCACAUAAUUACCCAAAAAUUCACGUUAAUCAACUAAAAACCACUUUUCACACUUUAACACAAAUAUAAGUCUAUUUAUCAUGAGUUAAGGCUAAAACUAUAUUAUUUACUAAUUAUUAACUCAUGAUAAUGAAAACUUAUCACAGCCCCCAACUUAAAUCAUUGCUAAUCCCUUAGCAAUGGAAUUACGAAAAUAAAAAUUUACAAAUCUCAAACAUCAUAUUUCAAUACAUAAAAAAAAUACAAUUAGAAAUGAUGCACCUUUAGACACUUUGGAUUCUUAUAUCAAGUAUUUAAGAAUGAUGUCAAGCACUUAAAAGUUUAAGCACUCCUUGGAAUAACAAUCUAGACUUCACUUCUUCUAUUCACAUCUUUAUCACUUCUUCACUCAUAGAUAUAUUUACAAGAUGUUCCAAUUAUCAAUAAUCAUCCAAGAAUAAUAUUGAUCUUUCAUUUUCCUUUUUCCAUGGCUUGAUUUUUGAAGUUUGCACUAUAUUUCUUCCUUCUUUUUUUUUUUUGAUAUAUAUAGUAGAUAAGUAGCUUUUUCUAUAGACAAAUUUCGACAAUAAGAAUGAUGUCUCACACCCUCUAUGUGUACUUUUCAUUUUCAGGGCUUUCACUUUAUCCACUUAUUUUGCAGCAAGUGUUUUUCUAUACACGAUUUUCGACAAUGAGAAUGAUGUCUCAUACCCUCCAUGUGUACUCUUCGUUUUUAGAUUUUUCACAUUGCUCUCUCUCUCUUUUUCCAAAAUAAGUGAUUUGUCCUCACAACUACUAUAGAUCUAGGUGCAAAAAUCUCUAUUAAACUCAAAUGAUCAAUCAAAUUUUCACAUCAAGUAAAUACUAUCCAUCAAGAUCAUGAAGUGAAAAUCUGUAAAAUCAAAUCCAUGUUAUCUAUCAUGUAUCCAAGGAGUAUUCCAACAUUUCAUGCUACUAGAUCAUUCUUUUGACUUAAUAAUAAUCUUCCUAGUAUCUUUUGGUAUCAAUCAAUCUAAUUGAUUUAAUUUUUCAUGCAUGCCAUAUGAUAUAAGAAAUUUGUAAAUUAGAUAGUUCUGAUAGUUCUGUUUUCUAUUUUCAGUUCUGUUUUUAGCAACAAUAAAUUUAUCAAAAAUAAAUCAAAACUAUCCUUUUUAUAGCUGUAAUUUCGAAUUUCAGUAAUAUAUGUCUAGGGGAUUGAAAUGUGAGAAAGAGUCUCUAGAAUUUUAAAUUUUGGGCUGUUUUUUGUCUGCUAUUUUUGACAGUCUGUUGUUCAUGACAGAAAACCAGAAAAUAGAUGUUGCAAUUUUUCUGAAUUUUUUUUUUUUUUUUUUUUAGUUGCUGUUCUAUUGCAAACACAUGUUCUUAAUCGUUCUACAGCAUAAAUUAAUAAUGAAUACUUCACCCCCCAACUUAAAAAUGACAUUGUCCUCAAUGACACAGAAAACUCGAAACAGAAUAUGCAGAAAAUAUAAUUUUCAAGUGAAGCAUGCAUAUAUGCAAAGUUAAGCAUUAAAAAUAUUGUCAUAAAUGAUAAAACUCCGAAAGACAUCACCUCAACCUUGUUUUUAAUUUUCCACUUCGUCUUACACUCCUCCUCUUGCACUUUUUCGAAAAAACAAAUACAGAAACAAGUACUGUGAAAUUCUAAGUAAAACAGAGCUUAAAAAAAUCAAACAAAAUGAAAUAAAAACCAUGGGUUGCCUCUCAUGCAGGGCUGAAUUUAAUGUCUUCAGCUGGACAGCUCUUAGAUCAUAUAAGAUGAUCUAUGGCCAUCAAAAUAUAUUUGUAUCCCAAGAUAAGUUUCAUGAUAUUCUUUUUCAGAUUUAGCAUAAAUUCAUAUACUUCAUAUAUAUACCUUGACAUACUUUCAACAAAAAAAAAAUGAAAAUUAACAAAUUUUUCCCAAAAAUAAUAUUUCCAUUUUGAAAAGAAUCUUUCCUCAUUUCUAUCUUGUUUUUUAAGGCUCUCAUUCAUUAAUAAAUACUUUCUAUUAAUAGACUAUAAAAUGAUAUCAGGCCAUAUAAUUUUCGAAUUAGCUCUUACCCAAUCUAGAAUUUUUUCAUCUAAAUUGAUAUCUUUAAUUCUUCCACUCACCCAUUUCUUAAUGUGUUCUUUUAUCUGCAUAAUCUUCCCCUGCUCCAUUUUAUCUUCCAUACAUAUUUGUUCAAUUUACGAGGAGUGAAAUAUUUCAAGCUUAGAAAUAAUUCUAAUGGGCUGUGGGUUUUGAAGGAUGGAAGGAUUGUCUUCUUUAAUCUUAGAUCUAAUGAAUUCAGUAAAAUUGAAAUUUUCUCCUUCAAAAUUAUCUCUAUAUUCAUUAUUUUCGUUUCUCCCCAUUAGUUGAAUCAACUCUUUUUCUAACUUUUCAUUUCUCAACUCAUCAAAUUCUUCAUCUUCCCAAGAGCUAUCUUUUAAUUUCGGUAUAUGAUAUACAUCAUCAUCCUCACUAUCAACGUCCAUAGCUACAAAAUUAUGAUUAGAUUUAUUAAUUCUUCUCCUACAUCUCCCAAAUCAAUUGAUUUUUCCUCACCUGAAAUAUGUUUUUCUUCAUUUCUGUCCUUACUCCCUUCUAUGAAAAUUUGGAUGAUUUUUCCAUGAUCAGCUGCUGUUUCUUCAUCUAAGGACUCUUUCUCUUCAUCAUCCUCACUAUAUUCAUUCAUCAAUUGUGAGUAAUAAAUGAUUUUAUUCAAGUUUUCUGCUACUAAAUUUUCGGCCUUAAUAUUCUCAUUUAUUUCUAAUGGCUCAUCAAUUUCUUCUAAUAAUUGAAAAAAAGGAUCAGGUAAAAUAUUCUCACUCAAUGUAUUCACUAACCUAACAUUUUCAUUUCGGGGGUUUUUUUCUAAAUUUAUCCAACUAGACUCUCCUUGCUGAAAUCUUACUGUUGGAUAGUUUCCUGAAUUUUCUAUGGGCUGACUAGGUAGCUGUCCCUCUUUUCCCUUAUUCCCAAGAGCCUCUAUAAUUUGUUUCUCGUGCAGCAUCAUUUGAUUCAUAGUUUGUUGCAUUAUUUGGCUCAUAGUUUGUUGCAUCAUUUCUAUAGUAUCAAGUUGGGUUUGAUAAGGCUGAUUUUUCUAAAAUCUGUUUUCUUGUUUUGGACGAAAUUCAGAGUUUGAAUUGGAUCUAAGUGCUACUGGAUUUUGAAUAUUAUUUGGUUUUCUCCACGAAAAAUUAUUCCCCCAACUAGGAUUAUAAGAAUUACAAAAAUAUUCUCUAUUUUUACUAAAAUCGUGGGGUACCUGCACUUGUUCUUGCCUAUGAUGAUUUUGAAAUUCGAAAUGAUCAUUUUCACUAUACAUAGGACCUAUACUGUUUGAAUUAAAUUGAGGGUUAAGAGGCUUUCUAAUAUUGUCAAUAAGUAAAUCAAGUUUUUUUAAUCUUUGAUUAAUCUUAUUAACCUCAUUUCUUAAUUUAGAAUCAUCAUCAUGAUGCAAUUCAUAAAUUCCUCUCUUCUUAUCCCUGUCAUAUAAUUCAAAAGAGGCUUGAUCUCUAGAAUUUUUAUUUAAAUUCUCAUAAAUACUGUAAAUUUUAUCAAGGGUUUUCUCCAUAAAAGCUCCUCCACAUAUAGAAUCAACCAUAUUUCUAUGUUGUUCUAAUAAUCCAUCAUAAAAAAUUCUAUUGAGCUGCCACUUGGGUAUUGUAUGAUGAGGACACAUUCUAAGUAAAUCUUUGAAUUUUUCCCAUGUCUCAUGCAAAGUUUCUCCUGGUCUUUGAAAAAAACUUCAUAUAUGUUUUCUCAUAUUUUGAGUUUUUCCUAAGAGAUAAAAUUUCAAAGAAAGGCCUAUUCUAUGUCUUUCCAACUAGUUAAUUCUCUAUUUAAUGUGGAUAGCCAAUGACUAGCUUCAUCCAUAAGUGUAUGAGGAAAUAAUUUCAUCUUAAUAAUUUCUGGUGUAACUUGAGGGAGAUUAACUAAAUCACAGACCAUAUGAAAUUUUUUUAAGUGCUGAUGAGGUUCCUCUAAAGGCAAUCUAUGAAAAUUAGGGAGCAUUUGAAAAAAUCCUGGAUUUAUUUCGAAUUUAAUAGUGGGUGCUAAUGGGACUCUAAUAUUGGAUGCUCUUUGAAAUGAAUUAGGGAUAUAAUAAUUUUUCAUGGCCAUAGGAUUGUUCUCAGUUUGACCUAUACUUCCUUUAGGAUCUAUCAAAAUUAAUUUUUUCUUUCGGAUUUUUAGUUUUGAAUGAAAUAAUGAAAGAAUUUUCUAGCCUUGGAUGCAAAGAUCUUCUACCAUGCAUAAAAAAUCAAUAAAUUCGAGGGAAAAGUUUAGUAAUUGUUACCCUCCUUCAGUAUGCUCUAGCCCUUGCCUUGCUUCUUUUUGUUCCCUUUUUCUUAAAAAACUUCGGCAGGAAGAAAAUAAAACAAAAGUUAAUUUUUUUUUUUGUGUACUUUAAGAGGAAAACAGAAAAAUACUAAAUAUUAUGCAAUACAUCUCCAGCAACGACGCCAAAAUUUGACGUGACUUAGUUGUUGUAUAGUAAAUCACGUAAAUUUAAAAUUUAUAAAACUAGAAAAUAUGAAUUUUCAAAUAUUUAGAAGUAUUUCUAAACAAAUCUAUCAAUUAUAAUUCAAUAAAAUUUCAAAAGUAGCGAUAAUUUUCUAGGUCGAUCACAGGGAUGUAGUAUAAUAUCUGAUAAUUAUUCAUAAUUGUUCUCAAAGAAUAUUAUUUUCUAUGAAUUUUAUUCUAAGUAAUGAAAAGGAAAUAUAUUUAAAAUUCACGAAAAAGGGAAAUAAGGGUGCGGACGUCAAGAUGACGUCAGCACCCGGCGAACGCGAAUCAGGCAGAAAUAGAGUUCCGCCCGACGAUUCUUACGUAAGCGAUUACAGAGUAUUUAAGUGAUCAAAUUAAGAUCUGUAAAAACUGAAAGAAUCGUAAUUGAAUGAAGUAUAUAUUAGUAAAUUAAAAUUACACAAAUUAUCACUAAAUCAAGCGUAAAGUAAGUUGAAAGUAGGAAAAUAGAGUUCCAGCGUCACGGUGGUAAUACGUCGGUAAUGCACCAGAAUCUUGAGCAUUUGGGAGGAUCGUCGUGUGGUGUACACGGCCUCAAAGGCUCUCCUUGGACAAAGAUGACGUGGGCAAUCUCUAGAUCUCCUUGUGAAGUCUAGAGAUCAAUGAAAUGGGUCGUCAAAUCAUCUCCGGCGGCUGUCACCCAGCGGGGCAGAAAAAUGAUGACUUUGCUGCUCUCUAGCGGCUGUCACCCAACGGAGAAGAGCUGGAUGGUGGUGGGGCACGUGUCAGUGAGCUUCAUCCUCAAGUCCGCGCAGCAAGAGGAGGCUCUUCAUUGCAUUUGGUACAUUCUCAAGAGGUGGCGACUUAUCUCGUGGUGGAUUGUCCUCUUCCCGACGACGACUUGUUCGUUGAUCAAUUGGAGAUGCUUUACUUGAUGGAUCCUUUUAUCGCGAAUCAUUCAGCAAUUUUAGUAACAAUGCUCCACAAAUUGCAUUGACGAGAUUUUCGCCGAUGAUCCAGCGAUUCUAGUUGCUUAAUCCUUCACUGACAAUCUACAGAAAAGUCGCGAUAAUCAGAUAAAAAAUAUGAAUUUUAGCUCUAGGAGGAUUCGAACCCGCAUUGGUUGUCCGCCCUUUCUAGGGAAGGUGUGACAUGGGUUUAGUCCCACAUCGCUUGUGCGCCGAAUAUUCGGGCAAAUAUAUAGUAAUGUUACAUUUGGAAGCUAGUCCCUUUCUCGCGUGUGUACCACCAGUCUUUGCCCCACAGCCGGCUAGCCACCAGUGACGUGAAAGGGGAGUGGCGCACACGUGCCCCCAUCGGUUCAAGCCGCUCGAGCCCCUGCUCGUGGCUCCUGCUCGAUUGCGCUUCCAACCCGCUCGCGGGCCCAGCUAGCCAGCGGGUCCCCCCUAUUUUGCUAUUUUUAUUUUAAUUUCUUUUUCUUCAUUUAUCUCAAAAGUAAGACUAUAAAAAUCAUAUAAAAUCACAUAAUUACCCAAAAAUUCACGUUAAUCAACUGAAAAUUACUUUUCACACUUUAACACAAAUAUAAGUCUAUUUAUCAUGAGUUAAGGCUAAAACUAUAUUAUUUACUAAUUAUUAACUUAUGAUAAUGAAGACUUAUCAGAUAUCCCCUUAACUGUGAUAAUAGCGCUGCGAAUUUGAUUGAAAAUUUGAUCAUUGAUGAGUUUCUAGAAAAUAGGGUCCUUAAAGUGAUCUAGAGUGGAAAUAUCGUCGACAUGAAUCUCAGCUCAAAACAUUCAUUUUUCAAAGCACAUUAAUAAAAUUAUCUUCCUGAAAACCGUAAUGUAUUGGGCAUCAUAAUUGAAAAUUAGUUUCUCCAGCAAAUUAGGGUCACUACUUACAUCAUAUCCAGCUAACCUAGGAACGGUGCAAUCAAUAAUGCAUGUGUUUGGAUCAUUAUAGUCGCAGUUCACCAUGAAGGAAGAGAUAAGACAACAUGUCAAGUGCUAUACAGCAAAUUAUACAGGUUGUAUCUAGAAUUUUGUUUAUAACCUAUUUUUCAGUUUAUACACAAAAACAUUGAACUGAAAAUAGAUAUGAAGUGAAAGAUAAAUACCAAUAGUUUCAAACGUCCAGCAAUAGCGCCUCUUCAGGAGACCAUGAUUUCUAAGCUCUUGGGAGAGUAACAAAGAUUGGGGAGAAUAUCUACAGUCAAAGGUUAUUACAGAUUCAAGUAUCUAAGAUUUUGAGGGAUGAGGAUUAUGUGCUACAAAUAGUAUCAACGUGGAUGAAAAUAAUCAGGAGAGAGAGUCGAAUGAGAAAGGAAGAAAAUGAGGCAUUGACCUUGCACUAUUCCAUUCACUUGAGCUUGAGAAGUAAAAUCAUCAGGAGACUCUCUAAAAAGCCUAUGAAAGAGCUCCCUCUGAGUGACUUGCUUCCCCUUCUCCAUUACUUGGAAACAAAGUUUCAUGACUUUUCGAACUACAAUAAAAGGACUUUGAGGAAAAUCUAAGUAGUGAAGCUCACGUGACUUAAUAAAAGAGGAUAUACCAAAUUUUUGUAAUACUAGUGAAAACCAUUAUAAUAGUGAAAAUAUAGAAACAAAAAUGCAAGCCCAUGAUCACAAUAAUAAUAGAAACUCAAUUUCUGGAUAUUUAUAAGAAAAAAUAAAAGAGAAAUCACGAAGUUAUUAAGAAUCUUGAUGAGAACAAUAUUUUCACCAAACACCUCUAAUCCACAUCUCAAUACCCUCGAGAUGAGUCACACACUAGAGAGUCAACAAUGGAUUCUUAUCUCCUUCUAUAAAGACUUCAUCUACAAUAAAAAAGGGAGAAGAUACUAAGAAAAAAAGAUUAAGUUGAUGAAGAGAUAGAAUAGAAUCAAGAGAGAGAGAAUUUGUCAUCUAUCGUACUCAACAAAAAGAGAAAUACAUGCCCUAUUUAUAGUAAAUAGGAAAGAUAACCACUCCCUAAAAGUAAACAUUUCAAUUGACAGCUGAGACUGCACAUCUUAGAAGUGACGGCUGCAACGACCCUCGUUCUCUCUCUACACGACCCCCAAAUGGGUCAAAAGGAUUGACGUGACUAUCAUGUCGCUGCCCCUUUACUCCUCACACACCUCCCCAAUGAGUUAGAUGGGAGAGCUCUCUCGCACAUCUCCCAAAUAAUUGAGAUGAGAGAGGUUCUCUCGCACAUCUCUCAAAUGGGUCAGCCGUGAUAGACUAACACUGUCAAUAGAAAGAGAAACCAACAACGUACCAAUCCUCUUUUUGCUUUGACAAUAUGGUGUUAUGAAAAUAAAAAUGUCUAAAUAUCUAUGAAUAAACUUCUUGUAACUCUCUAGAACCACCAUCACAGAAAAAGUGAUAAAAAUGUGGAAUUACAUCAUAUGAAUUGCAUCCCACCUAAAGAUGAAGCUAAUGAGAUGAUUUUAAACAUUGAUGUAUUCAAACAAUUUUUAGGCUUCACUACAUGAUAAGUCUUCAUUAUCAUGAGUUAAUAAUUAGUAAAUAAUAUAGUUUUAGCCUUAACUCAUGAUAAAUAGACUUAUAUUUGUGUUAAAGUGUGAAAAGUGGUUUUCAGUUGAUUAAUGUGAAUUUUUGGGUAAUUAUGUGAUUUUACAUGAAUUUAUAUGAUUUUUACAGUCUUGCUUUUGAGAUAAAUGAAGAAAAAGAAAUAAAAAUAAGACAAAAUGAGGGGGGGACCCGCCGGCCAGCCGGGCCCGCAAGUGGGUCGAAAGCUCAGUCGGGGAGUAGCCGCGAGCAAGGGCUCGAGCGGCUUGGACCGAUAGGGGCACGUGUGCACCACUCCCCUUCCACGUCACCGGUGGCUAGCCAGCUGUGGGGCAAGGAGUGGUCGUACACGCGAGAGAAAGGACUUUGUUUAGAAAGCUAACAUUACUAUAUAUUCGUAUGAAAAAUUGGCACACAACCGAUAUGGGACUAAACCCGCGUCACACCUUCCUCAGAAGGGGCGGACAACCGGUGCGGGUUCGAAUCCUCCCAGAGUCAAAAUUCAUAUAUUUUUAUCUGAUUAUCGCGACUUUCCUGCAGAUCGCCGGUGAAGGAUUAAGCAACGAGAAUCACUAGAUCAUCGGCGAAAAUCUCAUCAAUGCGAUUCGCGGAGCAUUGCUACUAAAAUUGCUAAACGAUUCGCGAUAAAAGGAUCGCGAAUCCAUCGAGUAAAUCAUCUCCGAUUGAUCGACGAACAAGCCGUCGUCAGGAAGAGGACGAUCUGCCAGGAGACGAGUCGCCACCUCUUGAGAGCAUACCAGAUGCGAUGAAAAGCCUCCUCUUGCUGCGCGGACCUGAGGAUGAAGCUCCCUAACACGCGCCCCACCUCCAUCCAGCUCCUCUCCGUCAGGUGACAGCCGCCAGAGAGCCGCAAAGUUGCCAUUUUUUUUGCUCCGUCAGGUGACAGCCGCCAGAGACGACUCGACAACCCAUUCCAUUGAUCUGUAGACUUCGAAAAGAGAUCUAGAGAUUGCCCACGUCGUCUUUGUCCAAGGAGAGUCUUUGAGGCCGUGGAUACUGCACGACGAUCCUCCCGAAUGCUCAGGAUUCCGGUGCAUCGCCGAUGCAUCGCCGUCGCGACGCCGGAACUCUAUUUUCCUGCUUUCAACUUACUUUACGCUUCAUUUAGUGAUAGUUUUUGUGAUUUUAAUUUACCAAAAUAUACUUUGUUCUAUUACGAUUCUUCCGGCUUUUAUAGAUCUUAAUUUGAUUAAUUAAAUCGUCUGUAAUCACUUAUGUAAGAAUCGCCGAGCGGAACUCUAUUUUUGCCCGAUUCGCGUUCGCCGGGUGCUGACGUCAUCCUGAUGCCCGCACCCUUAUUUCCCUUUUUCGUGAAUUUUAAAUAUAUUUCCUUUUCAUUUCCUAGUAUAAAAUUCAUAGAAAAUCGUAUUCAUUGAGAAAAAUUCUGAAUAAUUACCAGAUAUUAUAUUACAUCCCUAUGAUCGACCUGAAAAAUUACCACUAUUUUUGGAAGUUUUAUUGAAUUAUAAUUGAUAUAUUUGUUUAGAAAUACUUCUAAAUAUCUGAAAAGUUGUAUUUUCUAGUUUUAUAAAUUUUAGAUUUGCGUGAUUUAAUAUACAACGACUAAGUCACGUCACUACACAAUCCAUAGCUUCUACUUUGACCUCAUUCACUUUAACCACUAUAUGUAUUCAGAUUACAUGGUUAGUGUCACCACAACAUCGCCAAUAGCAUUUCUUGGAACUGAUUUCAACUCUUUUAUAGUUAAGCACCCCUGUGAUUACAAAAGAAAGAGACAAAGUAGAUCUCGACCUUUCAUUAUGUGCAAUCACUAUGUUGUAAAACGAUAUCAACUACAUCAUUUCUGAUGUCAUAAUACAAAAAGUAUAUCCUUAAUUUUCAAAUAAAAAAAUUAUUUAGGUAUUUUGGUCAUCUACUCCCUUUGCCAAAUGUCCUAGCACUGGAUCACCUAUUUUCUGAAUUAUAUCCCCAUUGCUUUUAUGAACCAUUGCUAUGAAUUACACUACUAAAAAUGAGGCAUUAGUGAAACGAUACCAAGCGACACAAAUGGUAGGAAGAUAUAGAAAAGCUAUGGAGAUGAAGGAGGUAAAUCAAGGACAGAUGGGGGACGGUAGGCGAAGGAGAUGUCAAAACUUGAGAAAGUUCAGGACCAAAACCUCUAUCCUUCUAUGAGGACUUGACAUGGAUGCCAAAGAAAGGAAAGUCAGAAAUAUGGAGGAAACCAUCAGAUGGUGGAGAUAAGUUAUUUAUAAUGAAACUCUAGAACUCACAAAUUGCCAUGGUGAGUUAUGGAUGACGUGACUUAGUCAUUGUAUAUUAAAUCACGUAAAUUUCAAAAUUUAUAAAACUAGAAAAUACGAAUUAUCAGAUAUUUAGAAGUAUUUCUGAACAAAUAUAUCAAUUAUAAUUCAAUAAAACUUUCAAAAUAACGGUAAUUUUCCAAGUCGAUUAUAAGGAUGUAAUAUAAUCUCUAGUAAUUAUUCAAAAUUUUCCUCAAAGAAUACUAUUUUAUAUGAAUUUUAUACUAAGAAAUGAAAAGGAAAUAUAUUUAAAAUUCAUGAAAAAGGGAAUAAGGGUGCAAACGUUAGGAUGACGUCAACACCCGGCGAACGUGAAUCAGGCGAAAAUAGAGUUCUACCCGGCGAUUCUUACGUAAGCAAUUACAGAUGAGUUAAUUGAUCAAAUUAAGAUCUGUAAAAGCCAAAAGAAUCGUAAUUGAACGAAGUAUAUUUUAGUAAAUUAAAAUCACAAAGAUUAUCACUAAAUCAAGCGUAAAGUAAGUUGAAAGUAGGAAAACAGAGUUCUAGCAUCGUGGUGGUGAUGCGUCGGCGAUGCACCAGAAUCUUGAGCAUUCGGGAGGAUUGUCGUGCAGUGUCCCUGGCCUCAAAGGCUCUCUUUGGACAAGGACGAUGUGGGCAAUCUCUAGAUCUCCUUGUGAAGUCUAGAGAUCAAUGAAAUGGGUCAUCGAUUCAUCUCCGACAGCUGUCACCCGAUGGAGCAGAAAAAUGGCAACUUUGUGGCUCUCUGACGGUUGUCACCCGACGGAGAGGAGCUGGAUGGAGGUGGGGCGCGUGUCAGAGAGCUUCAUCCUCAGGUCUGCGCAGCAAGAGGAGGCUCUUCAUCGCAUCUGGUAUGCUCUCAAGAGGUAGCGACUCAUCUCCCGGUGGAUCAUCCUCUUCCCAACGACGGCUUGUUCAUUGAUCAAUCGGAGAUACUUUACUCGAUGGAUUCACGAUCCUUUUAUCGCGAAUCGUUCAGCAAUGUUAGUAACAAUGCUUUGCGAAUCGUGUUGACGAGAUUUUUGCCGAUAAUCUAGUGAUUCUGGUUGCUUAAUCCUUCACCGGCGAUCUGUAGGAAAGUCGCGAUAAUCAGAUAAAAAAAUGAAUGUUGGCUUUGGGAGGAUUCGAACCCACGCCGGCUGCCUGCCCUUUUUGGGGAAGGUGACUCGGGUUUAGUCCCACAUCGCUUGUGCGUCGAAUGUUCGAGUGAAUAUAUAGUAAUGUUACAUUUGAAGGCAAGUGACGUGACUCAGUCGCUGUAUAUUAAAUCACGCAAAUAUAAAAUUUAUAAAACACGAAUUUUUGGAUAUUUAGAAGUAUUUCUAAAUAAAUAUAUCAAUUAUAAUUCAAAAAAACUUCAAAAAAUAGCAGUAAUUUUUCAGGUCGAUCACAGGGAUGUAAUAUAAUAUCUGGUAAUUAUUCAGAAUUUUUCUCAAUGAAUACUAUUUUCUAUGAAUUUUAUACUAGGAAAUAAAAAGGAAAUAUAUUUAAAAUUCACGAAAAAAAAGGGAAAUAAGGACGCGGACGUCAAGAUGACAUCAGCGCCCGGCGAACGCGAAUCGGGCGGAAACAGAGUUCCGCUCGGCGAUUCUUGCGUAAGCGAUUACAAACGAUUUAAUUAACUAAAUUAAGAUCUGUAAAAGCCGGAAGAAUCGUAAUUGAACAAAGUAUAUUUUGGUAACUUAAAAACACAAAAAUUAUUACUAAAUAAAGUGUAAAGUAAAUUGAAAGAAGGAAAAUAGAGUUCCGGCGUCGCGACGGCGAUGCGUCGGCGAUGCACCGGAAUCCUGAGCAUUCGGGAGGAUCGUCGAGCAGUGUCCACGGCCUCGAAGGCUCUCCUUGGACAAAGACGACGUGGGCAAUCUCUAGAUCUUCUCACAAAGUCUAGAGAUCAAUGAAGUGGGUCGUCGAAUCGUCUCCGGCGGCUGUCACCCAGCGGAGCGGAAAAACGGCAACUUUGCGGCUCUCCGGCAGCUGUCACCUGACGGAGAGGAGCUGGAUGGAGGUGGGGCGCGUGUCAGGGAGCUUCAUCCUCAGGUCCGCGCAGCAAGAGGAGGCUCUUCAUCGCAUCUAGUACGCUCUCAGGAGGUGGUGGCGACUCGUCUCCCGGCGGAUCGUCCUCUUCCCGACGACGGCUUUUUCAUUGAUCAAUCGGAGAUAAUUUACUCGAUGGAUUCGCGAUCCUUUUAUCGCGAAUCGUUCAGCAAUUUUAGUAGCAAUGCUCCGUGAAUCGCGUUGACGAGAUUUUCGCCGAUGAUCUAGCGAUUCUGGUUGCUUAAUCCUUCACCAGCGAUCAGCAAGAAAGUCGCGAUAAUCAGAUAAAAAGAUAUGAAUUUUGACUCUGGGAGGAUUCGAACCCGCGCCGGUUGCCCGCCUGUGAGGAAGGUGUGACGCGGGUUUAGUCCCACAUCGGUUGUGCACCGAUUUUUCAGGCGAAUAUAUAGUAAUGUUAGCUUCGGAAGCAAAGUCACUUCUCUCGCGUGUACAACCACUCCUUGCCCCACAGCCGGCUGGCCAUCGGUGACGUGGAAGGGGAGUGGCGCACACGUGCCCCUAUCGGUCCAAGCUAA